This is a messenger RNA of Salvia miltiorrhiza (redroot sage), 1898 nucleotides long. RefSeq names its product E3 ubiquitin-protein ligase PUB24-like. The transcript has a single exon. NCBI's taxonomy places the organism in Eukaryota, Viridiplantae, Streptophyta, Magnoliopsida, Lamiales, Lamiaceae. The coding region runs from base 428 to 1618 and encodes 396 amino acids. Gene Ontology annotation, molecular function: ubiquitin protein ligase activity. The record is from RefSeq and is a predicted model, not a curated record. Gene Ontology annotation, biological process: protein ubiquitination.
UUUAUAAGAACAAUCGCUUUUAUUAUUUAUAAGAACAAUAUGCAUUUUAUUCAAAAAAUUUAAAUUCCAUAAAAAAUCCAAUAAUCAACAAGGAUAUGACUUAACAACGACUAAUGCCUUAGAAAUUCACAAGCAAUCAUACUAACAUUUCUUAUUCCAAUGAAGAAAAUGGAAACAUCAUAAUUGAGUCCAAGUUGAAGUAAACACUCUUAAUUUUUUUUCCUUGUCAUUUUUCCAUCAUUCUGGCCUCCAACUGUCACACCCCCGUGAGAAUAUGCGACUUCACAACUCACGACCAAAAUCUCUCUCUUAUAAAUCAAUUUCAAGACAGCCGCUUUCUCUUACCAGACUCUCUACAUCAAUAUAUGAUCCAUCUCAUCUCGAAAAUCUGGGCAUGUACAACAACACAGCAUACUAAAUUUUGGCGAUGGAAAAUGUGGAAGUGCCCGAGUACUUCAUCUGCCCCAUCUCCCUCCAGCUCAUGACCGACCCCGUCACGGUCAGCUCCGGCAUCACCUACGACCGCCACAGCAUCGAGCAGUGGCUCUUCACCAACCACAACACCAUCUGCCCCGUCACCAAGCACCCCCUCCCCCUGGCCGCCUCCCUCACCCCCAACCACACCCUCCGCCGCCUCAUCCACGCAUGGCUCACCCUCCACACCCCCGCCCCCCUCACCGACCUCUACCUCACCAAUCUCAUUCGGGGCCUCAGCUCCCCCCAAUCUCGCCUCCACACGCUCCGCACGCUCGAAGCCCUGGCGCUCGAGAGCGACGCGAAUAGGGCUUACAUGGCCAAACAUCGCUUGCCCAACAAACUCAUCUCUUUUGUUGCUGCAUGCCGGAGAAAGGCUGCCACGGAGGGGCUCGCGGAGGCUCUCAGCAUUCUCUACACCAUUCGGGGCUCCGGUGGGAAUUUAAAAACGGACGAGGAGAGAUCCAACGGCGAGAUCAUCGACGCGUUGAUGUGGGUUUUCGAGCACGAUCGCUUCAGAGGCGACGAGACGGUGAGGUCACACGCGGCGCACGCGCUGCGGGCGGCGGUGGAGGAGGCGGGCGCGGGGGUUCUGGAGCGGCUGAAGCCGGAGUUCUUCCGGACGACGGCGCGUGGGCUGCGGGAGGGAGGCGCGUGGGAGCAGGCGCUGCUGCGGGUGCUGCUGGAGGCGUGCCCCUGGGGGCGGAACCGGGCGAUGAUGGUGGAGUCAGGGACGGUUUUCGAGGUGGUGGAGGUGGAGCUGAGGUGCCCGGCGGAGAAGAAGACGACGGAGCUGGUGCUGGGGAUCAUAUACCAGCUGUGCCUGUGCGCGGAGGGGAGGGCGCAGCUGCUGAGCCACGCGGCGGGGAUCGCGGUGGUGACGCGGCGGAUCCUGCAGGUGUCGGCGGCGGCGGACGACAGGGCGGUGCUGAUCAUAUGGCAGAUAUCCAAGUACGCGGCGAGCAAGGGGGUGGUUGAGGAGAUGGUGAGGGUAGGGACGGUGACGAAUUUGUGUCUGCUGAUGCUGGCUGAUACAGCUUCCUACUUGAAGGAGAAGGCGAGGAAGAUUUUGAGAAUGCAUUUUGAUGCUUGGAAACACUCGCCUUGCAUUGAGAUUGCUACCAUAACUAGGUAUACCACCUGACCUCACACUUGGGAUUAAUUCCUCAAAUUAAUAGGAGUAUUGUUUUAUAUUUAUUCAAAAUAUGUCAUCAAUAUGACUUUGGAUUUAGAUCAUGGGCAUCCACGUAUUCCUGCGGUUUCAUUUUUGUUGGAGGUAUGUUUGUCUUUUUGUUUUUUUAUUUGUUUUUGGAUUUCUUUAUGGUUCAAAUAUACACACCUUUUAUAGACUUCUAGCAUAUAUCUCAACGAUAAUUUGUAGAACUGUACCUCACAAGUGAUUAUUUUAUGUGUUUAUAUCUCAA